Molecule: messenger RNA, 2660 nt
Organism: Lethenteron reissneri (Far Eastern brook lamprey)
Lineage: Eukaryota; Metazoa; Chordata; Hyperoartia; Petromyzontiformes; Petromyzontidae
Gene: HSPA14
Product: heat shock protein family A (Hsp70) member 14
Molecular function (GO): ATP-dependent protein folding chaperone; ATP binding
Source: RefSeq, a predicted model, not a curated record
CCCCCCACGUGGUUUGCGGGCAGCAUGGCGGCGGUCGGUGUGCACCUGGGCAGCACAUGUGCGUGUGUGGCAAUCUACAAGGAUGGACGCGCCGAUGUCAUUGCCAAUGACGCAGGUGAUCGGGUCACACCAGCUAUGGUGGCCUUCCGUGACAGUGAAAAGAUUGUGGGACUGGCGGCUAAACAAGGCAGGAUUCGAAAUGCAACUACCACAGUAGUUGGCGUAAAACGAAUUUUGGGACACAGGUUUGAAGAUGAUGUGGUACAGAAAUACAUAUCCAGCAGCAGUUGCCCAGUUAUUGAGAAAGACGGCUAUCCAGUUUUUUCGAUUAAUAAUGGCACCGUUAAAAAGCACAUCACACGCCAUGAAGUAGCAACACUCAUACUGCAGAAAAUGAAAGAGACGGCCUUGUUUGCAGUCGGUGCAGACGCAAAGGAUGCUGUAAUCACAACCCCUCUGAAUUUUACAGAACAGCAGGUCGAUGAAAUCAGGCAAGCAGCAGAGUCGGCAGGCUUCAAUGUCCUACGGAUAUUAAGCGAGCCAGCAGCUGCUCUCUUGGCAUUUGGAAUUGGGCAGGAAAAUUCCCACAGCAAAUGCAAAGUGCUUGUAUACAAGCUGGGAGGUACGUGUGCGGAUGCGACAGCAGUUGAAGUAAACAGCGGCUUGUAUCGUGUUCUGGGAUCGGUGUCGGACGACACUGUGGGUGGAGAGGAGUUCACGGACGCGCUAGCAGAAUACCUGGCUGCCGAAUUUCAGAAAUUCCACCGGCAGGACCUGCGAGGGAACAGUCGAGCAAUGAUGAAGCUUCACACACAUGCCGAGAUGGCCAAGCACGUGCUGUCUACCAUGGCCAUCUCCAAUUGCUUUGUUGACUCGCUGCACGACGGGCUGGACUUUGAAUGUAACAUCACGAGGGCAAGGUUCGAUUCCCUGUGCUCAGCCCUCUUCCAGCAGUCUCUACAGCCCAUCCACGACCUGCUCACGCAAAUCAACCUCACCGCCAGCGACUUCCAAAAGGUGGUGCUGUGCGGUGGUUCCGCACGGAUUCCCAAACUUCAGCAGCUGUUGCAAGAGCAGUUUGUGGGCUCUGAGCUCAUGUGCAGCAUCCCCGUGGACGAGGUGAUCGCUCUGGGUGCAGCUGCCGAGGCGGGGAUUCUUCUGGGCCGCGAUGCGGUGCGGUUCGACCCCGAAGCACUCUCCAUUGAAUGCGCCUCUCUCGACAUCCUUGUUAAGGAGCAGGACGAGGCGGGGCAGGACUGCUACACGGUGGUGUUUCCGGUCGGCACGCCACUGCCCGCUCGCCGCCAACACGUCUUCCAGGCCCCCGGCACGCUGCCCUCUGUGCUCGUGGAUGUGUACGAAGGGGUUGCGAAAGGCAGCUCGUUUGAGGGGGAGCACCUGGCUCAGCUGGUGUUAAAAGACCUUCAACAACAAGAGAAUGGAUUGCGUGACAUCUCCACUGUGUUCACCAUGAAGAGGGAUGGAUCGCUGCUUAUCACCUGCACAGACCAGCUGAGUGGAACAUCUGAAACCGUCACUGUGGAAGCAGCUUCGUGAUAUGAUGCCUUGAGGAUUUUAGUGUAGAAUAAAUUAAGCAACAUUUGAUUUUGUAAACGUUACAAAAAAAACUUGAAUUGGUAGGACCAUCUAUGAUGAGUUGUUGGUCCACUAAGAGUACAGAAUAUGAUUUUGUGGGCAAUAUUUUCCAGCCUGCAUGGAAAAUAUUUUUUACGUAAGUUCUUGAGCAAAAACAUCCUCCGACAAAAAAACACAUUUACACAUUGUAUAGGCAGCAGACCAGAUAAAUAGUCAAUAAUAUUUGAAAUGUGCAGGUGUACAGUAUAUCUGUAGGAGUAAUGCUGUGUGGGGCAAGAUGCUUCAUGGAAUAUUGUCCUCGGUUACUUUUUAAAUAAUGGAGUGAUACAUUUUUUGCUAAAUAAACUUAUUACAUAUCAAACAGUACAUUUUACAGCUCUACAUUUCUAACGGUAUAUUUUGUAAAGUGUACAUGUACAGUAUUUACUCCUUCCAUUCAGUAAUGACUUAGACAUUGACAAGUGCCAUGCAUGUAAGUGUUGCUUACAAAAUGUUGUGGCCACGGCUGUUUAAAGUCCUGACAAUUGAAAUGUGUAGUUAAGAAAAUAAUAAACUAUAAAGCCAACAACCUUGUUUAAUUUGAGUGUAAAAGGCAGGGCAUUUAUUUAAUAAUAAAAAGUUAAACUUUCACAAAGAUUUAUUUAACAACAGUGUCACCUACGAGGAGCGAACGGAAUAAAAUUUGCUUUGUAACAGCCAGAUUUUUUUUUUUUAAAUAUGCACAUGACAGUUUACAUGAUGUACUCGAAUAAAUGUUCCAUCCCGUCAUUUUUGGAACGUGUUCAUGAAGCUUUACCACACCUGUCGACGGAAGCUCUCGUGCACGACUGCUGGUUUUAAUUUGAUGGCAUCAAACUAAAAGAUGUUGUCACUUCAGUGAUGAUGGAGGUUGAAAAGCACGCGAGGUGCUUCUAUACACUGUGUGUAGUGACAUUGUGUGUAACAGCUAUUUCAUUGCUGUACUUUUGCAAGCUUUGUCUUAGAGUGUGCCUCUUUAUUUUUUUUUCUCCUUUUUAACGUUUUCAUGUUAUCAGGAAUGUCUAAUAAAUGUGAGUUUUAUUAUG